Cajanus cajan (pigeon pea) is the source of this 2313-nucleotide messenger RNA. Its product is annotated as putative receptor-like protein kinase At1g11050. Gene Ontology annotation, molecular function: protein kinase activity; ATP binding. Lineage: Eukaryota; Viridiplantae; Streptophyta; Magnoliopsida; Fabales; Fabaceae. Gene Ontology annotation, biological process: protein phosphorylation. The record is from RefSeq and is a predicted model, not a curated record.
AAUGGUUGGUUUGAAGAGCAAUGUUUGUGUGUGUCUCCACCAAAACUCACAAAUGGCUAAGCAAGUGAUGCUAAUGCUCCUUCCCCUCCCCAUGAUCAUGUUUUUCCUCAUAACCGUGCAUGGUGCUGAAUCCUCAUCAUGCCCCAUGGAUCUCAGCUAUGUUGAGACCUUUCCAUGGGACACUUCAACAUGUAGAAACCCAAUUGAUAAGGGUCAUUGUUGCCAAGCUUUGCUUAGUGUUAUAGGCAUAGGGCUAGCCCAACACCUUAAAGAAACAUCCUUGUUUCAACUUCCCAAUGUAAACACUUCCUCCACCUGUUUGUCAAAUUUCCAGGAGAAACUCGAAGCUUUGGGAAUUGACCCAUCUUUGGUCCCUUCUUGUUUCCCUAACCCAUCACAGUUUGUUACCAACUCUUCCGUAUGUGCAGGUAUUGUGACACUUGAAGAUUGGAAGCAAAAAGUGGGUUUGAUUAGCCCUGUUGACACUUCUUGCAAUGGGGACCUAAGUGAUCAAACUAGGUGCAGCAUUUGUUCUGAUGCUGGCCUCAAGGUGACUUCACAGCUCAAUGGUAUGGACUCAAAUGCCACAAAUUGUUUUUACUUCACGGUUUUGUAUGCUACGGCUAUUGUUAACGAGCGUGGUCCAACAGAUUUAGGCACGGCUAGUUGCAUACUAGGCAUGCCACUGUCUGUUAAAGGGUCAUCAAAUAAAGUGCUGAAAAUUGUCUUUGGGUUGUUGGGUGCUGUUGUUGGUAUUGUGCUUGCUUUUGUGCUGUUUGUCAUGUACAGGAAGUGGGAUAAGAGAAGGAAGGAGAGUAGGUAUCAUAGGUCAGUUGAAAACGGUGUGAGGAACAGUGUUUUGCCUAAUACUGGGGCAAAGUGGUUUCACAUAUCGGAGCUUGAACGUGCCACUAACAAAUUUAAUCAGAAGAAUAUGGUUGGCCAAGGCGGUGAUGGUGUUGUGUACAAAGGGACUCUUGCGGAUGGCACUGUGGUUGCAGUUAAGGAGAUUUUUGAUUUGGAAACUAAAGGGGAUGAGGAUUUCUGCUAUGAGGUGGAGAUCAUAAGCAAAAUAAAGCACAGGAAUCUUCUUGCACUUCGGGGUUGUUGCAUUUCAAGUGAUAAUUUGAAAGGUAAAAGGAGGUUUCUGGUUUAUGAUUUCAUGCCUAAUGGUAGUCUCAGUUACCAAUUGUCCAUCACUGGGGCUAAUAGGCUAACGUGGCCACAAAGGAAGAACAUAAUCCUUGAUGUGGCUAAGGGGCUUGCUUAUUUGCACUAUGAAAUCAAACCCCCAAUUUAUCACCGUGACAUUAAGGCCACCAACAUACUUUUGGAUUCCAAAAUGAAGGCCAAAGUGUCAGAUUUUGGGUUGGCCAAGCAAGGCAAUGAGGGCCAGUCUCAUCUCACCACAAGGGUGGCUGGCACAUACGGUUAUUUGGCACCAGAGUAUGCUCUGUAUGGACAACUAACAGAGAAGAGUGAUGUGUACAGUUUUGGCAUUGUGAUUCUUGAGAUCAUGAGUGGGAGAAAAGUGCUUGAUGCAAUGAAUUCAUCAGUGGUUUUAAUCACGGAUUGGGCAUGGACACUUGCAAAAUCAGGGAACAUUGAGGAUAUUUUUGACGAGUCAAUAAAAGAAGGGCCAGAAAAGAUCAUGGAAAGGUUUGUUCUUGUGGGGAUACUUUGUGCUCAUGCAAUGGUGACGUUAAGGCCUACUAUUGCUGAGGCACUUAAGAUGUUAGAGGGUGACAUUGACAUUCCCCAAUUACCUGAUAGGCCAGUACCACUUGGUCAUGAGUCCUUUCAAUCUUCUUUUUUGCAUGGUUUGCAAAGAAGUGGAAGAUCAACGCCUUUUCUUUCAUCUUAUUCAACCACUAUCAGCACAAGUAUGAGCACAAUGUAAAUUGAAACUCUAGACUAGUUUCUUUGUGCCGCAGCCAAUAGUAUUAGGAUAAGACUUAGGUAUGAGUCAGAAAUUCACGGCCACCACUUGGCAUUUGAAGGUUGAAAUUGACCUUUGAGAAGGUGUCGUAAAUAUAUGGAAUUCUUCUUCAUUUUGUAUACAUUGUAAUUUUAUCACAUACGAUUACAGAAGAAAUAGUUGUGAUAAAGUUUCAUUUGUUGCAUUUGUAUAGCGUCAUACAAAAGGCAUAUAGAGAUCAUAAUAUACUUUAAUACUUUUUUUUUUUGAGUGACUAUAUACUUCAAUGCUUUGAAUGCAAGGAACCUAGCCUCUUACCUUUUACAUUCAAAUACUAGAAUUUCAUCUCUCUCUCUCUCUUUUAUUUUAUAAAACUAGUCAACAACUUGGGUUUU